GGUGUCGACGGCCGCCGGGCCGGUUGUCGUCGUAAAAGUGGAGGCUGCGGUGGUGGUAGUGCCGGAGGCAGUGUCGAGGCGGGUGAAACGCGCGUGACGCGGCGCCCCCCGGCCGGUUGCAGGGCGGCGCACCAUGCGACGCGAUGCGGUCCGCCAGCUCCGAACUGUUGCUGGACACCAAGCAGCAGCAGCUCCGCAAGAAGAAGCUGCUGGAAUUAGCGGCGGCCAAGAAGCAGAAGCGUGGCGUGCCCCGGACCCUCCGCGAGAAGGUGUGGUUCUACUCGACUCUGUCGUUCGCCAUGAUCGCCGUCGGAUCUGGCUCAGCGCUGCUGUUCCUGGUGCCGCUGUACGUGGACCCGGCCGUGUCAACGCUGCUGGCCGACUUCGUGCCGGAACCGGUGCAGUGCACCACGGUGCGCCGCGAACAGCUGGCCGGCCUGUACAACUGCACGUGGAGCUCGUGCCGGGAGGGUUGCACCAGCGACGUAUACAACUGCAGUCACAUUUACGUGGCGUACAGGACGUCCGCCGAUGGAGUCAGUGGCGCCGGUGGCGGUGGCGGCGGCAUACAAGUGGCGUCGGGUCGCGGCGGCGAUGUGAUCGUGCCCGAGGCCGUGCUGCUGGUCAACAUCAAGGGCUGCGGUUACCCGCCGGCCGUGGCUUGUUCCAAUUUCACCAAGGCGUACGGCGUACCGGGCGCCACAUUCCCGUGCCACUAUUCCCGGCAGAACCACACGCUGGCCGUGGUCGGCUACGACAAGCGGCAGCAGUACGCCGACAUCGUCCACUACUUUGCCGUCCCGUUCGCCGUGUGCGUGGUCACGUCCAUCGUGCUAUGCGUCAUGCACUGCGACUGUCAGCAGGCUGCGGCCGCAGCGGCCGGACAACAAGCACUGCCGGAGACGUCCAGGAGUUCCGCCGGACACUCACACACGGAGGGCUACAGCGAUCACUCGAUAAGUACCCGGGUAGAACGGCUGGACGAAGCAAUAAUGGAAGCGUCCAGAGCGCUGCAGGGCGAACCGAGCGGAUUAUGACAAUACUCGGAGACGAGCUGCUGAGUACGUGUAAUUCGGCGCAAACUGCAUAAUAUACAACACAUAAUAAUAAUUAUAAUACCAAAUAAUAUUAUAAUACUGUAUACACUAUAUAUACUUAUUAUUAAUUUAUUAUUAUUGUUAUUAUUUAUUACAAUAUUGUUGUUAUAUCGUUAUAUCGCUAAAUUGUCAUCCAGCGAUGUGGCUCUGCUGUGAGACGAGCAGACUUCCACGUACGAGCUCGACAAAUACGUCCAGUCACGUACAAACCACUCGACUUACGUCUUAAGUUCGAAUCGAGAUACUGCAGUCAUUAUUAUAUAUUACAUAUUAUUAUAAUACACGUAUACACGCAUAUUUAUGAAAUAUAUUAUAAUACGUGUUUUUAUGUGUACUUUAGCAAAAAAUGUGUACAGUUAUUAUAUUACGAGUUGUUAAGUUUUCAUUUUUGAAACGCAGUAAAAUUAUAUAAUAUUAUACAAUAAGAAUU
Molecule: messenger RNA, 1527 nt
Organism: Acyrthosiphon pisum (pea aphid)
Lineage: Eukaryota; Metazoa; Arthropoda; Insecta; Hemiptera; Aphididae
Gene: Teh1
Product: tipE homolog 1 phospholipid transfer protein
Biological process (GO): regulation of sodium ion transport
Cellular component (GO): plasma membrane
Molecular function (GO): sodium channel regulator activity
Source: RefSeq, a predicted model, not a curated record